Sardina pilchardus (European sardine) is the source of this 3525-nucleotide messenger RNA. Its product is annotated as ras-related and estrogen-regulated growth inhibitor-like. The record is from RefSeq and is a predicted model, not a curated record. The coding region runs from base 181 to 912 and encodes 243 amino acids. NCBI's taxonomy places the organism in Eukaryota, Metazoa, Chordata, Actinopteri, Clupeiformes, Clupeidae. Gene Ontology annotation, molecular function: GTP binding; GTPase activity. The transcript is spliced from 4 exons.
UGUCCGUGCUUAUACACUCAGAUGCGGUGUGGUAGCCUACUCCCUCAAUUGUGUAUGUAGUUUUUAGAGUUUUGACUUCUUUUCUGUAAGCCUGGAGAUUCCCAGGAUGCUACCUUUUGCUAAAUUUGUAACAAAACUAUAACGAAAACAUCCAUCGGUGAAAUUAAAAACAAAAUCACCAUGACUACAAACCGAGGAUUGCCAAGAACUUUGAGAAGAAGUGGAAGUUUACCUGCAUCCCGUACUGUCAGAAUUGUGAUUUUGGGUCAAGCUGCAGUAGGUAAAACGGCCAUGGCAGUGCGAUUUAUCACCAGAAGAUUCAUCGGCGAGUACGACCCUACUCUCGAGACUAUCUACAGACACGAGGUUGCCAUAAAUGGAGAUGUGGUACACUUCGAGAUACUGGAUACAGCGGGGCAGGAGGAGGACGCCCUGCUGAUUGAGGAGAAGAUCAGGUGGGGCGACGGCUUCCUCAUCGUCUACUCCGUCACAGACCGGUGCAGCUUCGACGAGGUCAUGCGCCUCUGUUUCCUGGUCAACCACAUCCAUGCUGGGGCCGGUGGUGGCAGGCGGAGCAACACCGAGCCGCCGCCCACACUCAUCGUGGCCAACAAGAAGGACCUGGAGUACGACCGCAUGGUGAGCUCGGAGGACGGCGAGAGCCUGUCGCGCGGCCUCAAGCUGCCCUUCCACGAGAUCUCGGCGCGGGACAGCUGGGAGGAGACGGCCGCCGUGUUCCACGCCCUCUACAGCGAGGUGGCGCAGCAGCUGGACGCCUCGCCGCCCUCCUUCCGUCGCCGCGCCGUCUCCAAACUCAUGGAGAAAAUACCCAGAAUUCACUCUGGCACGGCGCUGGGUGCCGCGGGACGCAGCUUCAGCUUUGGAUCCUUUAGGGAUUUCUUGCCUGAGUAAUUACUGGGGAACAUGGACCCUUCUGAGGUACUGUACAGGAGGUGAGGGUGCAUACCUUCAACACUGAUCUAGAUGUAGAUACAGAAAUAGAGACCAAAGACAGCCCAUAUCACAGCAGUUUGUUUGACUAGCUCUUAGUUUGAUUACUUGCUGGUAAAAACAACAAAUCUGUGUGGUUACUCCAUGAAUCUUGCACACUUUGCAUUGAAGAAAAGACUGUAUGUGUUGAUUUGCUUAUAUUGAACAUUACACAGUAUUUUGUUCAUGUCCUGGAAAUACUGGGGCCUCAUUUAUAAAACUUUCUUACGCACAGAUUUGAUCUAAGACCGUGCGUACGCUCAAAUCCAUGCCAACGCUCAGAUUUAUAAAGACCGUCUUUGACGUGGAAAAGUGCUUAUCUCCACGUCAGGUUCAAACCUGACGUACGACCAUUUCCUUGUGGUAGUGCCAGGGUACUGCAAGUAAUCUGAGGUCCAAAUGCGAUGAAUUCUCAAAAUUCCAAGAAGACCAACGAUCUCCUGUAGUUCUCUACCAUAUGCAUGAUCAAUAUCAGCAGAAGUUGUAAGGAGUAAGUAUAGAAGUUAAAGUUUUAACUAAUUCUUAAAGGUUGGAAAAGGAAAAACCCUAUAAUAUUGUAGUGGAGGCUAAAAGUAAGUAAACGCAGUUUAUUCACCCCAGGCAUUUCAAAAAUAGAGUUUAUCAACCUCUCCAAAGACGUAUUCACCAAUUUCAACUUUUAACAUUGAAAAAGCACACUGUAUUAUCUGCAUUCACAAUAUGAACACUCAUCAACACGAACCAUUUAAUCCACCAAUCUUGAAUUUCCCCUUGGGGAUCAAUAAAGUAUCUAUCUAUCUAUCUAUCUAUCUAUCUAUCUAUCUAGCCUAUCUAUCUAUCUAUCUAUCUAGCCUAUCUAUCUAUCUAUCUAUUUUAUAAACACUUGAUAAUAUCCUCUACCAUAAUCAAACAUAUUCUGAAUGCGUUAUGAAACGGCGCAUUACCGUGAUCACAGAAUUCAUGGGUUACCCACUUCUUAUUUUACUACUACACCCGUGUCAUGCCUAGGCUAUAUCUUAUCUAUUUCAUAGCAUUCAAAAAAGCAGGCAGGCCAUAGAGUCAUCUAUAUAUUUAAUGUUCCCAUCGAUAUUGACCAUAAAGUGUCCAUUUACGCUUGUUUAGAAGAGGGAAAUAUGACUUGCGUUCAUGAUAUUCCAAGCUCCACAACAGAAAGAUAAUAUUAUAAUGUAGGCUAUAUAUGGACAGGUAUUUUUCAGCAUCUUUACAUCGCAAAUAGACAUAAUCUAUAGAUAGAUAGAUAGAUAGAUAGAUAGAUAUUUUAUUGAUCCCCAAGGGGAAAUUCAAGAAUUUGGUGUUAACAUUCCAUUCUCACGGUAAUUGCAUUGUUGCCUUUAUCAAACGCACGCACAGGCGCAUUACCGUGAUCACAGAAUUCAUGGGUUACCCACUUUAUAUAAAAAUAUAUAAAGGUAAAUAGACAUAAUCUAUCCUCUGAAAAGCAGAGUUUUGCAUCUUCAUAAUUGCGGCCGAGUUGCAAUGAGUUAUAGCACGCGUCUGAUUGCAUAGCCUGUGUCUGAUGGCAGUGCCCAAGACCAGAUGGCAAUACGUGGAUAAUAACAAUUAGGAUAAUGCAGGCUAAAAUAUAAAAAUAUAUAAAGGUAGGCCUAAAGGUCACUGGACAUUCUUGCAAGUAAACAGUCGCUGACAUCGAUAUUGCUUGAAUCCCGACGCGCAGAAUGAAUGAAGAAUGACCGGUGAAUAACUUAUAUUCGCUAUACAGUAAAAACAUAGCCUAUCCAUAAACGUUCGGUCUACAUGACAUACAGUAUCUCGCUUAUAAUGUAGUCCGCCGUAGGCUACAUGGGCAGUAUCUAACCCUGGGUCAUAUUGGAAACGCCAUACUGUACCAUAACGUAUAGGCCUAAAUUAGUAUGAUGUACUGUAGGUAUUUCCGUCAUAAGGUAGCUUACUAUGUUCUAUUACCAAAGUAAACCUACUACAUUUGCCACACAUUGCCUACUACAUUACUGCAAGCAGAAGGAAUAAAAGCAAGCAGAGGACAAUGGACAUGGAUGCAUAUUUCUUUCCAGAAAGCGCUGCUUGGAAAAUUAUAAUUAAUUAUUCGAACUAACAGCGCAUAAACAUAGGUUAACAUCAGAUGGCAUAGGCUAGGCCUUUACAGUUUUCAAUAUAUGUAUUUAAGGUACAACUCAGCCAUUGAUUGCAUUAAAGCCUAUGCUAAUGAUAUUGAUGAGGGGGCGUGUACAAGGCGGAGACCUAAAAUCACCCAGCUGCGCACGAAUUCACGUUCAUUUGCGAUUUAUAAUGGCCACAUCUGCAAGAGUGGCGUACGCACGUUUUUUUGUGCGUACGUUCGUUUCUCUGAAUCACACGUACGAUCAUAUCAGAAAUGAUCUAAGAUCAAAUGAAUGAUGGUUUCUACGCGAUACUUUUAUAAAUGAGGCCCCUGGUGAUUAAAGAUGACAAACUCUUAUUGGACAGGUAAAAUAUAUUCAGAAAAAUGCAGAAUAUAAAGUUGCUAAUUUCAUUCGAGACUAUGGAUGAUAGUAAAAUCUUUUCUCCUCAAAUCUUUUU